This is a messenger RNA of Lotus japonicus, 3311 nucleotides long. RefSeq lists its product as uncharacterized. NCBI's taxonomy places the organism in Eukaryota, Viridiplantae, Streptophyta, Magnoliopsida, Fabales, Fabaceae. The transcript has 3 exons. Bases 344 to 1129 code for a protein of 261 amino acids. The record is from RefSeq and is a predicted model, not a curated record.
AACAUAAAAAAUGAGAUGAAGUAUUUUGUCCCUGUAUAGAGAGGUCAGAAAACAUUUUUUCCAUAUACCCAAUCCAAAAGACCCCUUUAUCUUCUUCCGUAAAAUCUCCCCUCUUCAACCUAAUUUAGCUCUCCAUCCCAGCUAUACGAUCCAGUCAAGAUAACCUUCUAAACCCUAAUUUCAGUAUGCCUCCCUUGGAGCUAUUCAUCCAUCUCUAAUUUGGAGCCGUAGAAGUUCUGAUUUCAGAUCUGAUGUUGAUUUCGCCGUUCACUUCAGAAUUCCUAACAACAAUUACAUUGACUUUGAGUAGUUUUCCUCUGGAGGAAUAACUAGUCUUGCAAAUAUGAUUUGGUCAAAAGAUCCUGCUUUGGGACCUUGUAGUAAGAAGAUAUCCCAUCACGUACAUCAACAUCAAAUGCACAAAGUUCACACACUAAUGAAUUCUUGUGUCGUAUGUCCCCAGAGAAAGAGGAAAUUAGACCAAUAUAUGAAUAAUGGUAAGUAUAUUACUACUUUUGAACUUUGUACAAAGAAGUAUGGCAAACAAAAUGCCAUAAAUCAGAGUAGAAGUCAAAACUCUUCCCCCGCACCCUUGCCAGUUUCCAAAGGAAAAAGUGCUAUUUUGGAAGAAACACAAGAACUUGCUGCUUUCCCUACUCUUAAUGACAGAAUAGAACAUUGUAUUGUGUCUCAGGAAAUCCAUCCUCAUCUGAGUGACUCUAAUGAUUCUUAUAAAGGGUUAUACCUAGAGAAGAAAAGGAAUUUGAAAAUCCGACAUAAGGAUUUAAUGUCUAGUAGUAGUUGUACUCAUAGUUUCAAGACAUCACUCAAGUCAUUGGUUGUCGAAGAGUUUGUCGAUCCAAUUAAGAUUUCGCAAUCAAUAAGCUCCAAAAGGGAAGACAAGGAACUCAAUCCACCGCUUAAGAACUUCUUAGCUUUCAAAGGUAACCAUCUACUAAGGCCAAUUAUUCCAAUUGGACCUAGAUUUCAAGUAGAAGUUCCUAAUUGGGAUGUCACAAGAAAUAGUCCAAAUAGUGAUGAAGAUUGGAAGUGGUUGGGUACUCAAAUUCCCGAAAUUAAUACAAAAGUUAUUGGGAAAAGGAGGAUGAAAUUCAAGGGGGGAAAAUAGACUAACUCCCUGACUUUCCCGGCUAAAGUGAGGCUGGCGAGUUUACUUCUCGACGGAAUAAGUAGGAGUUGAACAUUGCAAUCUGUCUCAUUAUUGUGCUUAAUAACAUGUUAAUGAAGCAUAAGAAUUAUUGCAAUUGGAUGUUGACGAGAAGAUUAAUGACCUGUGGACGAUGAGAAGAUUAAUGACCUGAGAGAUGUUUCUAAAAUAUGGGAAUUUUGGAAGAACAAAUGGAAUUUGAAUCUCUUGUAAAUUGAAUUUUUCUUUCAAAUGAAAUUCUCAAAGCUCAUCAUGGAACGCCGUGCACGCAGAUUACUACUCCCUCCGUUCCUAUAUAUAAGUCACAAAUAACUAAUUCUCUUAGAUUAAGAAAAGUAGUUACUAGUAAUAAAUUUGUAAAAAAAAUGAUUUACUUUCCUAGAUUACCCUUAUUUACUUUUCUAUGAUUUUCUCUCUCCAAGUUAAUACUUCUAAAGUUUAUCAUCUCUUUCAUAUUAAAUAUGAGGGUGACUUAUAUUUUGUAACAAAUUUUUUUCAAAAAAUGUGACUUAUAAUAGGGAACGGAGGGAGUAUUACGGUAUAUGUGUUCCUGACUGUACGAGUUGCUGGCAAUACUUUAAUUAUUUUACGUUGUUGGUAUGACUUGCUUUAUAAAUUACUUAGUUAUCGCGAUAUUUGAUCAAAUUAUCAAAAUGGAGAAAGUCAUAGGUGAGAGGGGUGCAACUUGUAUUUAGAAGGUGCUAAUUAUAAUUACAGUUUAUUCAAUGAGGUAUCUUGGAUUUUUUUUGGGGUUGCUAUAAAAUAAGAAAAAGGUUCAUUUAAGGAAUAUUCCUCAUACUUUAAAUAAGAAAAAAAUAUUUAAAUAUAACACUAAACUUACCUAUUACUAUAUCAACACUGAACUUUUUAGCAACAGUGUCAUCUUUGGGUGCUGGUGACGGUGAGUAACUUAGUGGUGAAGGAACAAGCGAUGGAAUUAGAGUUUUCUUUUUGUGUGCAAGUGCUAGCGUUGGUGUUUCUUCGGUUGGUACUUUUGGCACUUUGGCAUGUGUUGGUGAUGAAACCUUUGGAGAUGGAAAUAGUGGUGGUGUAGCGGUUGGUGGUGAUGGAAAUGGUGUGGUGGAGAUAUUGGUGGUGGUAGUGGCAAUGGUGGUGGAGAAACAAGUGCUUUUUUGGGAGGUAGUGGUGGUGGUUUUGGAGCUGGGGGUUUUAGGCUUCGAGCUUGUGUAACUUUGGGAACAGGAAAUUUCAUUGGAGCAAGUUUUGGAGGAACUCGAAUUGGUGAUUUCAGGGGAGCAGAUGUUGGUGGCAGAACGUUGAGAGUUGGUAGUUUCAUAGGAGCAUAUUAGAGUUGUAACUUUAGGAACUAGUAAUUUUGCAGGAGAAGAUGUUGGACUUGUAACUUCAAGAACAAGUGGUUUCACAGGAGUAGAAGCUGGAGUUGCAGCUUUAGGAACUGGUGGAUUUAUUGGAGAACUAACUUUAGGAAUCAGUGAUUUGAAGGAGCAGAUGUUGGAGCUGUAACUUUAGGAACUUGUGAUUUUACUGGAGAAGUUGUUGGUGAAUUAAGACUAGAGCCGAUGUUGGAGUAGCGACUUUGGGAUCUGAUUAUUUCACAGGUGUAGAAGUUGUUGGUUUGCUAGAAGUGGGAGAGGUUGCUACUGGCAGUUACCUUGAAGUAGCAGGGGUUGCUGCCAUAGUUGGUGUUUUUUGGCUACUGAAGAUGAAGUUGUUGUUGGCAAUUUGGAAGGUGCAACAGGGUUUGUAGUUGGAAAUUUCGAGGGUGUAGCUGGGGUUGUAGUUGGUUGUUUGCUAGAAAUUGGGGAGGUUGCUGCUCGCGGUUUUCUCGUGGUAGCAGGUGUUGCUUACACAACCAGUGGUUGUUUGGCUACUGAAGGUGAUGUCGGUGUUGUCGAUUUGUAGGGUGCAGCUGCAUGGAAUUGAGCAUUGGUUGAGGCUAAUGGGUAGCAAAGGAUUGCUACUACCAAUACCCAGAACAUUGCUGUCAUUGCAGGUUGUGAUAUGGUAGGGUGAGUUCAUUAGAUUGCUACUAUCGUGUUCUAUUAAUAUCUGAUGAUCCUAUUCACAAAUGUGAUUGAUAUGUUUUCCCUAUCUUAAUGGUGAUCUCAAAAGUAACCUCCUCCACAACCUUUGCACAAAAAAAAAAAAAAAGACAAGCAAA